This is a messenger RNA of Trypanosoma brucei brucei TREU927, 1026 nucleotides long. RefSeq names its product nucleoside phosphorylase, putative. Gene Ontology annotation, molecular function: uridine phosphorylase activity. The transcript has a single exon. Gene Ontology annotation, biological process: uridine catabolic process. The coding region runs from base 1 to 1026 and encodes 341 amino acids. Gene Ontology annotation, cellular component: cytosol. The record is from RefSeq and is a predicted model, not a curated record. Lineage: Eukaryota; Euglenozoa; Kinetoplastea; Trypanosomatida; Trypanosomatidae.
AUGGCUGCAUCCGCUAAUGGAAGCACGAAGGGGUCGGAAACCGACUUACCUAUCGGUAAGGAUGGGACGACACUUCACUUGAAGUGCAAAAGCGAUGAGUUGGCUGACCGCAUCAUUUUUGUUGGUGAUCCAGGGCGGGUAGACGUCAUUUCCGGUUACUUCGACAAGGACAGCAUCCGCGCCUCCCGUGAUCACCGUGAAAUUCGUUUUGCCACUGGAACUUACAAGGGAACUCCAGUUACCGUUAUAAGCACCGGUAUGGGUGUGGACAACAUCGAAAUUGUCCUGAAUGAAAUUCACGCAUUGAAGGAGUAUGACAUGGAGCGUGGCCAGUGGCGCCAUCGCAAAGGUGAUGCAGAUGCACCAAGCGCUGGUCCCUUCUUUGACCCCUCCACCAUGAAGAUCAUCCGCCUCGGAACUUGUGGCUCACCUGCUGAGUCGGUUCCCCCUCUGGCACUUGCUGUCACGCGGCACGCCAUUGGUAUGGACAACACUUCCCUCUACUACUCGGCUGGGACUCGUGAGACAUCAAAGGACCAACAAGAGAUUCGCCGUAUUGUUCGUGAGCAAACGGGGCUUCGUGCAAUUGAUAUUUACACAUCAAUGGCGCAUCCCAAUAUCACCAAGAGCAUUUGUGCUGCCUGCGAUGCCCACAACGCUGCCACUGGAUCAGAAGCUGAUAAGCAACAAUACGUAAUUGGGACGACAGCCACCGCAAGCGGUUUCUACGGUUGCCAGGGGCGCCGAGUUGGGCGGUUCAUGAAGCAUCUUACCGUACCAAAUAUGGUGGAGGAACUUGGAAGCCUGAAGUUUAACCUAAGCAACGGUGUGGAGGUCGUUACCAAUAUCGAGAUGGAAACGAGCGCCAUUUGUUACCUUUCCGACAUGUUGGGUUAUCAAGCUGGAGCCGCCUGCGUCGUCGUCUCAAAACGCGUUGGGGAAAAGAAAAUGUUUCUUGGUGAUCAGCUUGAUGCCGCAAUGAAGCGGUGUAUCAAAAUCAUACUUGAAGCGCUUGUCAGCGCUUAG